AUGCAAUCUUUACUACAUGAUCAAAGAGUUGGAAUCAUUACUCCCUAUGAAUAUGCAGCUACAAUAACAGAAGUGUGUCAGAGUAACUUAAAAGAAGUCAAAGGAGCGUUCCCCUUAAAGAAUAAUACCCGAGCGGCUAUCAAUUGGUUAUCACUUGAAGAGCAAGAAUGGCGGUAUCUUCUCAGUGCUAAUGCUGAUUCGUCAAUUGACCUUUGGGAUACAAACUCAGGUGAAGGGAUCAAUGAAGGAGAGAAAAUCACUCGCUUGAUUCAUGUGCCUCGUAAAUCAGCUCAUACGUACGGCGUACUGUGCAUACAAUGGUAUCCAAGAGACACAGGGAUGUUUGUAACGUCUUCUUUUGAUCAUACGGUAAAGGUAUGGGACACCAAUGAAUUCUCUCCAGUACAUGAAUUCAAUGUUGAUCAAAGAGUAUAUUCUAUUGAUGUCCUGGAAAGUGCAACAGUAGCUGUAGGACUGGAUCAACUGUUUAUCAGAUUAUUGGAUCUCAGAUCUGCUGCAAGCGCUCAUACACUUUCGGGUCACAAGGGGAAGACUUUGUCAGUAAAAUGGCACCCUCUACAUACUAAUGUUCUUGCAUCUGGUGGAUAUGAUGGGGAAGUCCGUAUAUGGGAUAUUCGAAGAAGUAAAAGUUGUCUUUGUCGUUUGGAUAUGUUGAAGACGGCUGAUGGCGAUGAUAUAACGGAAUUCAAUUAUGUCAAACAUAUUCGAAUACCUUCAGUUAAAGCACAUCUGGGACCUGUUAAUGGUUUGACUUGGGAUUCUAGUGGCACAUUACUUUAUUCAGCAGGAAACGAUGAUAAGGUAAGGGUGUGGGAUAUGACUCUGCCUUCACCUCCUCCAACAAAUUUACUUAUAAACUUUGGUCCAUUGACCCGAAACAAAUAUCCUCAAACAAUUCCUCUACUACUUAACCAUCGUCAUGAAUCCAAUUCCCCAAUGCUCUUUUUCCCAUCUGACAAUGGAGAUGUUUACGGAUUUCGAGCUGCCGAUGGGAAAUUGAUAUGUCGGUUACAUAGAUCUUCGUCCACUAAAUUCACUGCACAGCAGGAUCGAACCACUGCCAUGGUCCGUGGUUCUCCGUUCCUGUCGAAAUAUAUCCAUGGCACGGCUAAUGGUGCACUUGUAAUGUGGGCUCCCAUGUUUGAUCUGCCUACUGCUACUCAAGUGUUUGGAGAUUUGGUCCAUGAUGAUGAUGAAGAGUAUGAACUGAUUUCUACUGUAGAAGCAGAACAGAAACGGCUCUGUCUCCGCCAGGAAGCAAAGAGAAAGGGAAUAGAGCUCGGAUGA
Lizanozyma spartinae is the source of this 1308-nucleotide messenger RNA. RefSeq lists its product as uncharacterized. Gene Ontology annotation, molecular function: protein binding. The record is from RefSeq and is a predicted model, not a curated record. The coding region runs from base 1 to 1308 and encodes 435 amino acids. The transcript has a single exon. Gene Ontology annotation, cellular component: nucleotide-excision repair complex; Cul4A-RING E3 ubiquitin ligase complex. Gene Ontology annotation, biological process: protein polyubiquitination; transcription-coupled nucleotide-excision repair; proteasome-mediated ubiquitin-dependent protein catabolic process. Lineage: Eukaryota; Fungi; Ascomycota; Pichiomycetes; Serinales; Debaryomycetaceae.